This is a messenger RNA of Thamnophis sirtalis, 868 nucleotides long. Lineage: Eukaryota; Metazoa; Chordata; Lepidosauria; Squamata; Natricidae. The record is from RefSeq and is a predicted model, not a curated record.
AGGUGUGAACCUGUAGGAACCCACCUCUGCCUUGGUGGUUCCUUCAUUAGGCUGUUGUUUAGUGUUUGAUUGUUGGUCUGAAUUGGUAGUUCCUUGAUUGGAUUAUUGUUUAAUGUUUGCUUGUUGAUCUACUAGUAAUCUCUGUGUUAAUCUCUGUAUAUUUGGGUACUGAUUGCUGCCCAAGAGGUGUUGUGCUCUUUUAGCUUUAUCUUUGCCUCUUUUGAAUGGUAUGUUGCUGUGGUUUAUCUCUAUGUGUCUGUUGAUGGCUGCUUUGUCAGAGCGCCAGGAUUCCAGGAAUUCUCUAGAGUUUUUGGAUUUAACUAGAUCUAGACACGAAGUCAACUACAGCUGGUUCCCAUGAUGGAAUAUUCCUUCUGCAUUAAAAAAAAAUAGUCCACAGAAAAGAUUCCCAGCAUAUUUUCCACUUCUUCCGAUGGGCUGAUGGGAAGCUUCUACAAGACUCAUGUCUGCCUCCAGUUUGAAGGACUUCAGCGCAAGCAUCAUUUUGCAUCUUUAAGGCACUUCGGGCCUGUAAAACGUGCUUCUUUCAUUUUAUGGCAGCGGCAAAGCCUCCCACCAGUGACAACGCACAACAUGAUCGAUGACUCCGGCGACCCCAUCCUGAGCACCAUCAGACGCAUCGGUUUGUUCAAUAACCGAACGGACCGAAUUAAGGUAAUCCUGCAUCCCGAAUUUCUUUCCUCGACGAGUCCAUUAUUACCAAUGGACUAUGAAGAGUUUGUCAGAGGCUGCCAUCUUGGCGUCUUUCCAUCGUAUUAUGAACCUUGGGGGUAUACGCCAGGUGAGGAGGUUGAAUCAUUUUUGGAUAUCGCUUAUUAAUGAUUGCCAGUCCUCCUUCCUUCCCCCC